AUGAAUCCAACUGUCGCCCACCACCAAGAUCUUGGUCACAAGUCUUCUCGGUCGGGAUUGUGCGUGCUCGUGGUGGAUUCUAGUCGCGUAUGUCUUACAAUCACGUCAACAAUUCUUUCGAUUUACAAAUAUAAAGUUAUCGUUGCUCGAUAUGGUGUACAAGCCUUGUCUAUGAUACGACAAAGCAAGAUUAAGAUUGAUCUUGUCAUGACGGAGUUUCUCUUGCCCGACAUGUGUGGAAUUGAGUUAAUGGAAAAAGUCCGUGAAUUGAAAAAAAUGCCGAUUGUUUUUCUUUCUAGUUUUAGAAAUAUUGGAGAGAAAAUGCAAUGUUUGUCGAAAGGGGGUGAUUUUUGUUAUGAAAAACCGAUGUCCAUGAAGGAAGCAAAGUUGUUAUGGCAGUUUAAGAUUUUAAAUGUAAGAGGUACGACAUAUGGUAAUGUUAAGGAGUUGCCUUCGUUGAAACUAGAAGAGGUUGUCGAGGUCACCUCGAAGAAGAGGAGGAUCUUUUGGGCGACAGAAUUUUAUGGUAAAUCCAUUAAGGCUGGUGAAGGAACAAGCAUGAAAGAUGUUCGUGCCAAUAAUGCACCUAAAAUUGCGAAGAUCGACAAUCAAAUUUGUGGCAGCAUCUCAAGCCGUAUGCAGAACCGAAAGGAAGGUUUGCAACAUGCGGAUUCUAUAAAUGCAACUCGAAUCGAUACAACCUUAAGAUUACGUGUCGGAUCACAUGAAGAUCUUUGUAAUCUUAAAAAUACCCAAUUCAGAAGGACCGUUAAUGACAUCAAAAAACAAGAUGAUGCGAUCAAAAUCAAAGAGGAAAGUUUGUUAACUCUGAGUUUGCGCUUUGGAUCUCAGAUCUCCGACGAGAACAUGAACACUAACAGCAAAGUAGUCGAUGAUUCAAAAUUAGAGGCGAGUGAUGCUGCAAGUUCAAGCGCUGCACAAGAAGAUUGUGUGGCUUAUAACCCAAUUAAUCGUGGUCGGAUUCCAAGAAUGGGGAACAUUGAUCUAAUGAGCCAUCAUCAUGUCUAA
This is a messenger RNA of Impatiens glandulifera, 1029 nucleotides long. Its product is annotated as two-component response regulator ARR10-like. The coding region runs from base 1 to 1029 and encodes 342 amino acids. Gene Ontology annotation, biological process: cytokinin-activated signaling pathway; phosphorelay signal transduction system. NCBI's taxonomy places the organism in Eukaryota, Viridiplantae, Streptophyta, Magnoliopsida, Ericales, Balsaminaceae. The record is from RefSeq and is a predicted model, not a curated record. The transcript has 5 exons.